Ostertagia ostertagi is the source of this 897-nucleotide messenger RNA. The record is from the annotation of a GenBank genome assembly. NCBI's taxonomy places the organism in Eukaryota, Metazoa, Nematoda, Chromadorea, Rhabditida, Trichostrongylidae.
AUGUUUCCUUUCGACUCGUUGUCGUGUGAGAUCGUAUUGGAGAGCUACUCAUUCAAUACGGACGAAGUACGACUGCUUUGGCACGACGUUCCUAUCACAAUGAUGGAAAAGGUGGAACUACCCGACUUCGAUUUGAUUGGUUGGUCGACCGAUCAUCAACGAUUAGAGUAUCCGAACGGGAUCUGGGAUCGAGCAAAGGUGAAGUUCACUUUCGCUCGACGUUAUGGUUUCUACCUUUUUCAAUCGUAUUUUCCCACAUCAUUGACGGUUAUCAGCUCUUGGGUCGGUUUUUCUUCGACGAUUACCCUUGGAGUGUCUUCCCUUCUUGCGCUCACCUUUCAAUUCGGCAACGUUCUUCGUCAUCUGCCACGUGUCAGCUACAUUAAGUGCCUUGAUGUAUGGAUGAUAUUUUCUGUGAUUUUUAUUUUUUGUACGCUCGUCGAAUUAGCUAUUGUUUGCCAGUUGAAUAGGUGGGGAACGAGAGCGACAGAUCGGCUCAAAGGUGCUCGAAAAAAUCGACGAAACGAGAAUCGUUCAAAUGGUGAAGGAGUCAGGCGGCGGUUACCUCUCACUUCCGCACAUUCACCGCCGAAGGAGUCGCCUGCCCACAACACCAUCAUCACGAAGCAAACAGCUAACUCCGUCGUUCACCAGCGCAAACCUAUCGAUCAGUUCGUGGACCAAGACGGAUGUUCGUAUGACGAGGAAAAGAAGUACAGUUGUUGGCGGAAUGCGGUACAACGAUUAGUGUACGCACUCUGUCCACCCGAUCGAGACUGGACAGUCACGUCAGUACAGGUAGACCGCUGCUCAAUGAUAAUGUUCCCAUUGUCGUUUCUCGUGUUUAACAUCGUAUAUUGGUCGAUAUAUUUUGUGAAAAUGGAUCGACCCAUGUGA